This is a messenger RNA of Asterias rubens (European starfish), 4312 nucleotides long. RefSeq names its product galanin receptor type 1-like. The transcript is spliced from 2 exons. Gene Ontology annotation, biological process: G protein-coupled receptor signaling pathway. The record is from RefSeq and is a predicted model, not a curated record. Gene Ontology annotation, cellular component: membrane. NCBI's taxonomy places the organism in Eukaryota, Metazoa, Echinodermata, Asteroidea, Forcipulatida, Asteriidae. The coding region runs from base 3205 to 4227 and encodes 340 amino acids. Gene Ontology annotation, molecular function: G protein-coupled receptor activity.
GCUAGAUGUGCGUUGAACUGAGUCAUGCACGAUCUGCGCUCUGCCCACUGAAACAUGUUUGCUUGAUAGCCGUGAUUGAUGCAUGAUUUUUUUUCAGAUUCAUAUUCUCGAGGCUUACAAGGUAGAAAGUCCAGUGAUGGGGCUCUUAGGAAUAACCUCACAAUAUUAAUCGAAAUUGGAAAGAGCAGUCUGGUUGGUGUUGGUAGUGGAGAGGUGUACUUAAUGCUGAAAGAUUGAUGAUCUUAGAUUAACGGAUGCUUGGGUCUAUGUGUUGAGUGGAGAUGGGAGUUUUGGUGAGAAUGCUGUGUACUGUUUAAAGAAGGCCGUUUUAUGUGUUCUGCUGGAUGUCAAGGAGGCGCCGUGAUGGAUUAAGACAUUUGACGAUAUGGUGAGAUGAGAUAAGAAGCCCACAGUCGAAGUACAAACUGUCCCAUGAGAGAGUCACCACAAUAAAAAUCAAGAGACGAAUGUUACUCAUCGAUCGAAAUUUUGUGAGUGAGAAAGAAAACUUGAUCACCGGAUCUUCUGUGAACCGACAGGUUUUUAGCUUCUGUGGAGCACAACUAUCGAACUGUGGUUUCUUUUUGGAACCAAAUAAGGUCUCAAAGGCACAACGGCUUUGCAUAUGGGGCUCAUGUUACUCUCAAAGCACUACUCUUCAAAUCGAUGUGUGUGGAGCAUUUGUGUGGGUAGUAGAGCACAACGUAUUACUCUCGCGUUGUAGCGUGCCAUUUUGCAGGACAGAGAAAGCCUGUGUACUCGAAAACUAUUUUAUUUUGGAGAGUUUGUUUUGCAUUGUGGAUGAAACAUCCAUCAUUAAUGGAUUUUUUUUUGUGUGACGGGUUGUGUGGUGUGGAGUGGUUGCCCGGACAGUCAAACUUUAUUUGAGGGAAGUAAACCAACUAACUUGAAUGAAUUGGAUAGCGAAAGCUGUGAAAACCAAAGACACUUGAAAGAGCUCUGAUCUAUGUGGACGAAAAUAUCGUUCAUUGUGGAUUGGACUUUUUUGUGACGGGGUUUGUGGUGUGGUGUGGUUGCCCUGACAGUCAAACUUUAUUUGAGGGACCUAACUAAUUUGAAUGAAUUUGAAUAACGACAGUUAUUGAUACCAAAGACACAUGAGAGCUUGUGUUACAUCGUGGAUAAAAACAUCACCCACUGUGGGUUCGACUUUUUUGUGACGGGGAUUUGUGGUGUGGAGUGGUUGCCCGGACAGUCAAACUUUAUUUGAGGGACCUAACUAAUUUGAAUGAAUUUGAAUAACGACAGUUAUUGAUACCAAAGACACAUGAGAGCUUGUGUUACAUCAUGGAUAAAAACAUCACCCACUGUGGGUUCGACUUUUUUGUGACGGGGAUUUGUGGUGUGGAGUGGUUGCCCGGACAGUCAAACUUCAUUUGAGGGACCCAGCUAAUUUGAAUGAAUUGGAUAACGAAAGUUAUUGAUACCAAAAACACAUGAGAGCUUGUGUUACAUCGUGGAUAAAAACAUCACCCACUGUGGGUUCGACUUUUUUUGUGAAGGGUUUUGAGGUGUGGAGUGGUUGCUCGGACAGUCUAUUUGAGGGGAACUAAUUUAUGUUAUUCAAUUAUAUACCGAAGUAUAUGGUUACGAACAGCACGUUAAAGUGUUUUGAUCUUCAUGCAGCGUUCAGAUCAAGUUCUUCUCACGCUCUUGAGCUCGUGGGAUCCUCGCCUUUACCGAACCGUCUAUUUCAAAUUUAUUAAAUUUACUUCAAAAAAGAGAGAGAAAAAAAGGCCAUUCAACUCUACACAAUGGCAAUUGAGAUGAGCCAAUUUGUAACUUGAAUGGAGACUAAUUUGAUUGACAAUGAACGCAUUGAGAAGAGACUAGCUAAAUUAGCCAAGAGACCAGACGGUUUCUAAUCAGCCGGUCACGGAGGGCUGUAGCUAAUAGUGUCUGGCAGUGCACAGAUACAUUUCUCCAUUGUGAAGGGAAGACCUUCUCCACAACACAACAAACCCAGACAGUCUUUACAAAUUUCAGAAAUCUAAUUACCAUGUGCCCCCCCCCCCAAUAUUGGCCCGAACAUUGUCUCCGUACCAUUGCGUGAUGUUGAACAACAGACGCGAACUCGCGAGAGUAAUGCUAAACUAAUUAAGUACCUAUCAGUGUUGUAAUGCAAUUGAAAGUCGGGGAAUUUAAAUUUGGGAAGCUAAUUUUUUCCGUUUUGAGUUUCCUCGUGGCGAAAAGAAUAAAUGCUGAUUGGAAACUACGGAUGAUGAGGAAAAUCAAGCAAAUUGUAAUUACCGGGUGUUAACAAGAAGUAUACGACGCGUCUUAAUGCAGCACUUACUAAGACAUUACUGGUGGUUGAUGAGCAAAUAGCAAGACACGGACAUUGUUCUGUUUAAGCUCUGGAUCCAAACGCAAGAGAUUGAUCAAACGCAUUGUGAGGAAGACUACAAAUAACUUCGUCUUAAGACCGCAAAUAACAAGACGUUUAUGGUUGAACAAAUAGCGGGACCCGACCAUGAUUCUUUUAAGCUGUUGAUCCAAACGCGAGAUUGAACAUUAUGCAUUGCGAGGAAGACUGCAUCUAGGUUGCUGAGAAAAAAAGGUUGGAUUGGAGACUACAGUUGAUGAGGACAUUCUACAAAAGUUGUAUUACUGUUGUUAAUAACCAGAAACACCGGACGUCUUAAGGAUGUACACCAAUACAUUGGUGUUUGAACGAAGCAGAACCCAAAACACAAUUGUUUUUCUAGUUGUAGAGAAUUGCCAUCCUCAACAAGAAAUUCCUGAUUUAAAAAAAAAGGAUUCUCUUUUUUCUGAGUCCAUUUAGAGAACACUUAAUUUCCCCAAUUGAAAAUCACUACGAUAGAUGCAAUUUUGAUGUACAGACAAAAAAAAACAGGACACGAGCAUUAUUCUGUUACUGUUCUCGAUUCAAACGCGAGAGAUUGAUCAAAUAUUUUUUGAGAAAGACUACACUUAACUACGUGUUAAGACCGACAAAAAUCAAGACAUAGAUUGUUGAACAAACAGCGGGACUCGAACAUUAUUCCGUUGAGCUGUGGAUCCAAACGCGAGAUUGUCGUCAAAUACAUUCUGAUAGGAAAGAGUGCACUUGUGUUACUACGGAAAAGCCGUUAAUCAUCACAGCAAUGUAAACGCGAUCCGUGUUCCUUUCCUGUCAUGACUGAUGUUACAGACGGUGGCAACUGAGAGAUAAAAGUCACCAUGGAAACCACUAUACAAACCAACAUUUCAUCUGAAGUCACUUUAACUGACCCAUCAACAGACAUUGUGUUGGGUGCAAUCUAUGGUAUCAUCGGUUGUCUCGGUAUACUUGGUAACCUAUUGGUGUGUACUGUGUUCCUGAUGCGGCGUAAAGUUUUCAGCUCAACGACAAAUUUGCUUAUACUCAACCAAUCCACAAUUGAUCUUGCUGACUCGAUUUUUUACUUGGUUUUACGUUUUGGACCGCAACUGUCGGAGCAAGGUGACAACAUAUGGGGGGAGCUGGCUUGUAGGAUAUGGUUUUCUGAGUAUGUUAUUUGGUCGUUGUUCGUAGCGUCUACGGUGAAUCUAUUGUUUGUUUCACUCGAGAGGUACUUCGCGAUCUGCCACGCCGUGAAACACCGUAAAAUAUUCACUACGCGACGGGCGAACAUUGGCCGUGUAGUGGUCUGGAUCAUCGGCUUCAGCUACCAGUCGUACUGGGCCGCCUUGCAUAGAUUGGAAGAUGGGAAAUGCUACGCUCACUGGCCGACACCAACCAUACAAAAAAUUGGUGGGGUGUUCUUCUUCGCCUGCGAGUACCUCAUCCCGUUGAUAAUAAUGUCCUUCAGUUACGCAAAUAUCGUCAUCAUGCUACGACGUAAGAGCAAACGUGACAACAAAGAGGUGAACACGUUCCAGCGUGCGAAGCGUAACGUAACAGUUACGCUGUGCGUUGUGUUCUUGUCGUACAGCGUCUGUUGGACACCGACGGAAAUUGCGUAUCUGUUGUAUAAUCUGGGUGGGGAUUACGACUUCGAAAGUGUCCUACAUCGUAUAUUUACGGCUCUGGUACUGGGAAACAUGUGUGUCAACCCUAUUAUUUACGUCUUUAAAUAUGAACGUUUUCAAGUUGAGUUAAGGAGGAUAUUUUGCAAGCACAAUCGCAUUGGGGAUCCGAGCCUUGGCGGCGGGUCAACAGUUCGAACUGUCGCCGGUGGAGGGCACAAUUCAGACGGCGAGGGUCCCAGCACUGUACAGUAAAUUAAGUAAACGGUCUAUUAACACUUGUCUCCUUAAAGGAACACGUUGCCUUGGAUCGGACGAGUCGGUCUUUGAAAAGCGUUUG